Molecule: messenger RNA, 4907 nt
Organism: Quercus lobata
Lineage: Eukaryota; Viridiplantae; Streptophyta; Magnoliopsida; Fagales; Fagaceae
Product: probable disease resistance protein At4g27220
Exons: 7
Coding region: 273-4580 (1435 amino acids)
Molecular function (GO): ADP binding
Source: RefSeq, a predicted model, not a curated record
CCCUAAGCUUUUUGUUUUGGCUGAAUAUUUCCUAAGCGUUAGCAUAUCCAUCUUUCAAAGUGGUUGGAGAAUUUGCAGGGUUCUGAAUAGACAAGGCUAAAGAAAGGGGGAAAGAAUACUGGUAAAACAAGAAAAGGGGACGUUGAAGAUCAAAAAGGUGAAUAGCAAGGAGAAUUGGAAGCAAGCGCAAUUAAUACCUCAAUUUACUUUAUUGCGCAGUUGGUGGCAAUUGUUUCCUUGUCACUUACCCACCAGUGUGUCAAGGAGAUAGGAUGGACAUAUUGACGGGAUGCACGGGCAACGUUGCAGCUGAAGCUGUAAAAUGCACAGCAAAGCCCGUCAUACGUCAUGUUGGUUAUUUGUUCCGUUUCAAGAAAAUUGUUGAUGAUCUUAUCAAAGCAAAAACAGACCUGCAAUUAGAGCAGCAAAAGGUGCAAGAGGCUAUCGAUCGAGCUGCAAUGAACAAUGAGAUUGCUGAGAAGGAUGUAGAAAGGUGGUUGAUAAAUGUGAAUCAACUCAUGGAAGAAGUACAGGAUUUGGAAAAUAAAGUACAAGUAAACUUGAGGUUCUGUAACGGCUGGUGUCCUGAAUGGAUUCGGCAAUACAAGUUAUGUAAGGAAGCCAUACAGAAGACAAAUGUUGUCAAAGAGCUCCUCCAAGAUAAGGCCAAAUUUUCUGAAUUGACCCAUCGUGCUCCGAUUCCUGGCAUUGAGAUCUUUUCAUCUAGUGAUUUCGAAGUGUUUGAAUCUAGAAAAUUGGCUUUCCAACAAAUUAUGGAGGCAUUGCAUGAUGAUAACAAUAAAAGGAUUGGACUGCAUGGAAUUGGAGGGAUUGGGAAAACAACCCUGGUGAAUGAAGUAUACAAGAAAGUCAAAGGAUUGAAUAUUUUCAAUGACAUUGUGAUGACUGUUGUGUCCCAGACUCCUGACGUUAGAAGAAUUCAAGGUGAAAUUGCAGGCUGUUUAAAUUUGAAAUUUGAGGAUGAGAGCGAUAUGGCAAGAGCAAGUCAAAUAUGCUUAAGAAUAAAGAAUGUAGAGAAGAUCCUCAUAAUCCUUGAUGAUGUUUGGAAAGAUGUCAACUUAGAAGCUAUUGGAAUUCCAUCUUGUGAUGAUCACAGGGGUUGCAAGAUGCUUUUGACUACCCGGAGUGAGCAUAUAUGCAAUUUAAUGCAUUGUCAAAGGAAGAUUCCAUUAAAUUUCUUAUUGGAGAAAGAAUCAUGGGUUUUAAUGAAAAAAACUACAGGCAUAGUUGAUGAUUACCCAGCCUUGAAUGAUGUGGUGAUAGAAGUUGUUAAAGAAUGCAAAGGUUUGCCUAUAGCAAUAAUUACUAUAGGAAAGGCUCUUAUAGGAAAAUCUCUCAAUGACUGGAAAGCAGCACUGCAUGAAUUAAGAAAGUCUAGACUUGUGGAUAUAGAAGGUGUUGAUGAAGAAAAAAAUGCUUAUGUUUGUAUAAAGUGGAGUUAUGAUCAAUUAAAAUCUAAAACCAAGUUAUGUUUUUUGUUGUGCUCUUUAUUUCCAGAAGAUUAUGAUAUUCCUAUUGAUGAAUUAACUAGAUAUGCCAUGGUGUUGGAGAAAUACGAAGAUUUUCACUCAGUUAUAGACAGAAUGAAUCAAGUACGUGCAGCAAUCAAUAGCCUUAAAGAUUCUUCUUUGCUACUAGAAAAUUUUCAAAGUGGAUAUGUGAAGAUGCAUGACAUCGUUCGUGAUGUUGGCUUGUGGAUAGCAUCAAAAGGGAGAAAUGAAUUCAAGCUAAAAGCCUGCAAUCGUUUAGAGAGAAACAUAAGCUUUGAAACAAUCACAGCAAUCUCAUUGAUGGAUUCCAAAGCCGAAAAACUUCCGAAUAAAUUGGUAUGUCCAAGACUCAACAUUUUGUUAUUUGGUGGAUUUCAAAGUUCCGAAAAUAUCUCUAUCUCAUUUUUUGAAGGGAUGAAUUAUCUCAAGGUGUUAAGACUACAUGACAUAAUCUUAUCAUCACAGUCACUCCAAUUAUUGACAAACCUUCGAAGCCUAUAUUUGAAAUUUUGCGAUUUCAGUGAUGACCUCUCUUCAUUGGGAAAGCUAAAGAGACUAGAGACUCUAAGCUUUUACGGAUGUGGGAUGGUUGCAUUGCCAAAUGAAUUAGGGGAACUGGAGAGUUUAAAAAUUUUAGAUUUGACGGCUUGUCAUACACUGAAACGGAUUCCGCCAAAUGUAAUACGAAGAUUAUCCCAAUUAGAAGCACUUACCAUUGAUUGGUUCUUCAAGAAUUGGGAAGUUGAAGGGACAACCAACAAUCUUAAUUUGUCAGAGUUGAACUCAUUACCCCACUUGGGUAUGCUCUUUAUACAAUUGAACUUGGAGAGUUUACCCCAGGGCUAUGUUUUCCCGGACUGGCAAAACUUUUUCAUAUCAAUUAACAUGUCGACCUCAGUUUAUUUCCAACCUUUUGACACUGAGGACAAUUUAUUCUGUUCUGAGUCAAAAGAAUUACAAAUAAAAAAUUUGGAUGCCUCUUCAAUGAAAGCAUUUAAGAAUUUGUUCCGUACCGUGGAACGUAUUUGGAUUGAGUCUUGUGAGACGGAAUACAUUGUUGAAACAAUUCGUGGAAAUCACACCGUUAUAUUUGCUAAUGUAGUCGAACUAUAUUUAGAGAACAUGAGCUAUUUGAGAAGAAUAUGCGAGGGUCCCAACCAGUAUGAAAUCUUCAGCAAUCUCACAAUUUUAUUCGCAAAUGAAUGCACGAGAUUGACCAGUCUCUUCUCGCCGUCCCUUGCUCGAAGUCUAAAAAAGCUGAAAGAAUUCUAUCUUUUCCGAUGCCAUGAAAUGAAGCAAAUAAUUGCAGAGGAGGGAAUGAUAUUGGAGAGUCAUAGUCAACCAAUAUGUUUCCCAAAAUUAAAGACUCUUCAGGUAAAGGAUUGCAGAAAAUUGGAACAUAUCUUUCCUAUAUCAGUUGCUCGAGGCCUUCCACAACUAGAAAGUCUAGAAUUAGAAUAUCUUCCACAAUUAAAGCAAGUAUUUGGCCAUGAAAAUGAAGGAGAUCAUGGGGAUGGAAACAACAACCUGCUAUCUAAGCUGAGCUACUUAAGAUUAAUAGACUUAGGAAAGCUUGACAGUUUGGGUGGAGGAAAUAGUUCUUCAGUUUGGCCAUCAUUGGAGCAGCUAAUCGUGGUGAACUGUCCUUUGAUGUCGUCAUUUACCGCAGAUGUGGAAGCGAAUUUGCGAGACCUCAGAAAGUUUCAAAAUUUACGGAUCUUGUAUGCGGACCGCUGCAAUGCAAUUUCAGUCGUUUUGAUCCAUGGUUUGUUAAAUUUGGAAGAAUUAGUAAUUAGAAACUGUGGAGAAUUGCAAGAGGUGUUUCAGCUUGAAGGCUAUCUUACUAGAGAAGGAGAACAACAAGAUGUGUGGCCAUCAAUGUUGAAGAAAAUGUAUCUGUACCAUUUACUUGAACUGAGGUGCAUAUGGAAUGGUCCAACCAUACUUAUAGAUAUGAACGAUCUUGAACAUUUAAUAGUGAUUGAAUGCAAGAACCUGAGAUAUGUCUUCACACCCAUCCUUGCUUCAAGCCUGCGUGCAUUGAAUUUUCUUCAAAUAGAAAGGUGUGGAGAAUUGGAGCAUCUAAUUGUUGAAGAUGAAGACAAUGGGCUCUUAUCAUAUGGUGAUCUCCAGCCUCUAUGCUUCCCUCAACUAUGUAGGGUCGUGGUCGCUGAGUGCAAUAAAUUGAAAUGCCUCUUUGAUGUGGUCGAUUGGAGUGCAGUUUCAUUUGUUAGGAUGCAAAGUUUGUUAAAUUUGGAAAAACUGGAAAUUAGGAAUUGUGAAAGAUUGCAAGAGGUGUUUAAGCUUGAAGGACUUCUUACUGGAGAAGGAGAACAACAAAAUUUGUUGCUCUCUAGGUUGAAGGAAAUGUUGUUGUACAAUUUACUUGAAUUGAGGUGCAUAUGGAAGGGUCUAACCACACUUACAAAUCUCAACUGUCUUACUAAUUUAAAAGUGAUCAAUUGCGGGAAACUGAGAUAUCUCUUCACACCCACCCUUGCUUCAAGCCUGCAGAAUUUGAAUUGUCUUGAAAUACAUAGUUGUGACGAAUUGGAGUAUCUAAUUGCUAAAGAUGAAGAAAACCGGAUCUUAUCAGAUGGUGAUCUCCAGGCUCUACACUUCCCUCAACUAUGUAAGGUCAUAGUCAAUGAGUGCAAUAAACUGAAAUUUCUCUUCCCCGUUACCAUUGUCGAUAGUCUUUUAGGACUAUCAUAUCUUGAAGUACAAGGAGCCUCUCAAUUAGUGGAAGUAUUCGCACAUGAAGAUGAAGGAGACGCCGCAAUUCAGAAAGAUGUAACGCUACCUAAACUAAACUACAUAGCACUCGAUCUUCUACCAAGCCUUGUCAACUUCUGCCCAAUGAACUAUCAUUCUAUACUGCCAAAUUUGCGAGGCUUAAUUGUGAAAAGUUGUCCGAACAUGACGACGAGUUUUACUUGUACUCCAGACAAAACUGUGCAUAUAAAUGGAGAGGUAAGCGAGUUAGAUGAGAAAGAGGAGUCCACAGGGAUCUCAGCAAUUUCUCCAGCUAAUAAGGAUAUAGCCUGGCAUGCCUCCUAUGCUGACUAAUGGGAUCGAGUGGGUUCAUGGAUGGAGGUGCUUCUUCUUUCUGGUGGUCGCUAAAGGUCUCCGUCUUCAACAUUCUCAUCUUUGUAGUAUACAACUCAUUUGCUUUGCAAUCGUCGAACUCUAAUGUCUACAAAAGUGCGUGAUUAUGCAACUUUCCUACUUCCUUUGCACUUUACGCUUUCAGCAAAACAAGCCAACAAACAAAUAAUUUUUCGACAUGUGUGCAUUUUAUUUUUUUAAUUAGACAUUGUGUGUUCUUAUUCAAUGAACAAUGCUAGAGACAAAAUAUUUUACAACUUGUUUAGGUGGUUAUAAUUUUUUUUUGAA